Molecule: messenger RNA, 1967 nt
Organism: Panthera uncia (snow leopard)
Lineage: Eukaryota; Metazoa; Chordata; Mammalia; Carnivora; Felidae
Gene: PTBP1
Product: polypyrimidine tract binding protein 1
Exons: 15
Coding region: 113-1801 (562 amino acids)
Biological process (GO): regulation of RNA splicing; mRNA processing; regulation of cell differentiation
Cellular component (GO): nucleus
Molecular function (GO): mRNA binding
Source: RefSeq, a predicted model, not a curated record
AAGGCCCACAGGCAACUUUGCAAGGAGCCGCCAAGCUGUUUCCCAAAGUGGCCGCACCGCACCCCUCCGCCGGCGGCCGUUCGCGCGCUCCCCACCCAGCCCUCGCCGGCGGAUGGCACUUCCAGCUUCGUGGGACAUCGUCCCAGACAUAGCAGUUGGUACAAAGCGGGGAUCCGACGAGCUCUUCUCUGCCUGUGUUACUAACGGACCCUUUAUCAUGAGCAGCAACUCGGCUUCUGCAGCAAAUGGGAACGACAGUAAGAAGUUCAAGGGUGACAACAGGAGUGCAGGCGUGCCCUCCAGAGUGAUCCACAUCCGGAAGCUUCCCAGUGACGUCACCGAGGGCGAGGUCAUUUCUCUGGGACUGCCCUUCGGGAAGGUCACCAAUCUCCUGAUGCUGAAAGGGAAAAAUCAGGCUUUCAUCGAGAUGAACACAGAGGAGGCCGCCAACACCAUGGUGAACUACUACACGUCCGUGACCCCUGUGCUGCGCGGCCAGCCCAUCUACAUCCAGUUCUCCAACCACAAGGAGCUCAAGACGGACAGCUCACCCAACCAGGCGCGGGCCCAGGCAGCGCUGCAGGCGGUGAACUCGGUGCAGUCGGGAAACUUGGCCCUGGCCGCCUCGGCUGCCGCGGUGGACGCGGGGAUGGCCAUGGCCGGCCAGAGCCCGGUGCUCCGGAUCAUCGUGGAGAACCUCUUCUACCCGGUGACUUUGGACGUGCUCCACCAGAUCUUCUCCAAGUUUGGCACGGUUCUGAAAAUCAUCACGUUUACCAAGAACAACCAGUUUCAAGCCCUGCUGCAGUACGCCGACCCUGUGAGCGCGCAGCACGCCAAGCUGUCGCUAGACGGGCAGAACAUCUACAACGCCUGCUGUACCCUCCGUAUCGACUUCUCUAAGCUCACCAGCCUCAACGUCAAGUACAACAACGACAAGAGUCGUGACUACACACGCCCUGACCUGCCCUCCGGGGACAGCCAGCCUUCGCUAGACCAGACCAUGGCCGCUGCCUUCGGUGCGCCUGGUAUAAUGUCAGCCUCUCCGUAUGCAGGAGCUGGUUUCCCUCCCACCUUUGCAAUUCCUCAAGCUGCAGGCCUCUCUGUUCCUAACGUGCACGGGGCCCUGGCUCCUCUGGCCAUCCCAUCGGCGGCGGCGGCGGCGGCGGCGGCGGGCCGGAUCGCCAUCCCCGGCCUGGCAGGGGCAGGAAACUCUGUCCUGCUGGUCAGCAACCUCAACCCCGAGAGAGUCACACCCCAAAGCCUCUUUAUUCUUUUCGGCGUGUACGGCGACGUGCAGCGGGUGAAGAUCUUGUUCAACAAGAAGGAGAACGCGCUGGUGCAGAUGGCGGACGGGAGCCAGGCGCAGCUGGCCAUGAGCCACCUCAACGGCCACAAGCUGCACGGGAAGCCGGUGCGCAUCACGCUGUCCAAGCACCAGAACGUGCAGCUGCCCCGCGAGGGCCAGGAGGACCAGGGCCUGACCAAGGACUACGGCAACUCCCCCCUGCACCGCUUCAAGAAGCCCGGCUCCAAGAACUUCCAGAACAUCUUCCCGCCCUCGGCCACCCUGCACCUCUCCAACAUCCCGCCCUCCGUGUCCGAGGACGAUCUGAAGAUCCUCUUUUCCAGCAAUGGCGGGAUCGUCAAGGGGUUCAAGUUCUUCCAGAAGGACCGCAAGAUGGCCCUGAUCCAGAUGGGCUCGGUGGAGGAGGCCAUCCAGGCGCUCAUUGACCUUCACAACCACGACCUGGGCGAGAACCACCACCUGCGGGUGUCCUUCUCCAAGUCCACCAUCUAGGGCCGCCAGGGACCGGCCUGCUGGCGCCUGGCCACAACUUCCAUCAUUCCAGAGAAAAGCCACUUUAAAAAGCAGCUGAAGUGACCUUAAAAGACCAGAGAUUUUAUUUUUUUAAAAGAGAAAUCAGUUUACCUGUUUUUAAAAAAAUUAAAUCUGAUCGACCUUG